Molecule: messenger RNA, 1436 nt
Organism: Diospyros lotus (date-plum)
Lineage: Eukaryota; Viridiplantae; Streptophyta; Magnoliopsida; Ericales; Ebenaceae
Exons: 4
Coding region: 141-992 (283 amino acids)
Biological process (GO): translation
Cellular component (GO): mitochondrial large ribosomal subunit
Molecular function (GO): structural constituent of ribosome
Source: RefSeq, a predicted model, not a curated record
GAGGAGGCCAGAAAGUUAGAAUCCUUCUUCUCAAAACCCUCGGUUUCCAAAGAUUGCAGAAGCCCCAGAGCCUGUAAUGCUUCAACAACACUGAAGAAUCAUCUUCCACAGACGCAUGUUAUCCGUCUCCACGGACGAAAAUGUUGAGAAGGAAACUAUGUUCACUGAUGGCAACUUCCAUCCUCAACCGUUCUUCAUUCCAUAGCACACCCAGAUCGAUCAUUUCUUCAGCUCCACCAGCAAGAUUCUCUCUACAGCUCGUGCCAGGACCUAAUGGAAUUCGUAGUUUCGACGGAGUGUUUCAAGGUCAGGGUGCGAGGGCUUAUAGCCUUCUGAGUUUGAAUGAUCUGAGGGACAACAAGGGGGCGAGGAAGCAGAAGACGAGGAAAGGCCGUGGGAUUGGGUCCGGGAAGGGGAAGACGGCUGGGAGAGGCCAUAAGGGUCAGAAGGCGAGAGGGACUAUGAAGUUCGGAUUCGAAGGCGGCCAGACGCCUCUUCGGCGCCGCUUGCCGAAGAGGGGGUUUAAGAAUCCCUUUAGCCUCACAUUUCAGCCUGUGGGAUUGGGAAAGAUUGCAAAACUGAUAAAUGCUGGGAAGAUAGAUUCAUCGGAGUUGAUAACAAUGAAAACUCUGAAGGAUACAGGGGCCAUAGGGAAACAGAUAGGAGAUGGAGUCAGAUUGAUGGCACGGGGUUCUGAACAGAUAAUGUGGCCCAUUCAUCUUGAGGUUUCAAGGGUGACUGUUAGGGCAAAGGCCGCAGUUGAAGCUGCCGGUGGGUCAGUGAGGAGAGUGUACUAUAACAAGCUUGGGUUGAGGGCACUGCUCAAGCCCGAGUGGUUCGAGAAAAAGGGCAGGUUGCUGCCUAAAGCGGCUAGGCCUCCUCCAAAACAAAGAGAUAAAGUUGAUAGCAUCGGGCGCCUCCCUGCACCGACCAAGCCAAUUCCAUUUACUCCAGAAGAAAAGGAGGCUGUGGCUAGUGCAUCUCCCUCAUGAGGCUGGUUUCUGUUGAGAUUCUGUUGAACAUUGAUUCAUCAGCAUGUGACAGAUUUUGUUCUGCUGAUGAAAUUACAUAAUGUUUGGGUUCUUUUGGCUCCUUAGAUGAUCAAGGAAAGAAAACAUGUGGUGGCAAAGUCUGAAAAUAGAAAGGUGUCUUUGAUGUACUGGUGGACCUGACACUCAUAAGCCCUAGAGGAAGUUUUACCUUCUUAGAUUGAUACUGAGUUUCAUCGUCUUUCUUUCUUUCUUUAAUAUUUAUAUUCUUUUUGAGGGUUUUACCUUUGUUGUGUUUUAAUCAAUGUCCUUCAAUGGAACUGAACUUGAAUCAAUCAUGAGCUCCAAGGUAUUUGAUGAAUGAAGUUAUGGGAGCACCUGGUUCCUAUGUUGUAUCAAGGGGAAGGUAAUGCUAUUACUAUAUAACAUGAGUUGGCCUUUGUGAUU